Sparassis crispa is the source of this 3651-nucleotide messenger RNA. RefSeq lists its product with no specific name. Gene Ontology annotation, biological process: DNA-templated transcription; regulation of DNA-templated transcription. NCBI's taxonomy places the organism in Eukaryota, Fungi, Basidiomycota, Agaricomycetes, Polyporales, Sparassidaceae. The record is from RefSeq and is a predicted model, not a curated record. Bases 1 to 3651 code for a protein of 1216 amino acids. Gene Ontology annotation, molecular function: DNA binding; zinc ion binding; DNA-binding transcription factor activity, RNA polymerase II-specific. The transcript has 14 exons.
AUGACCUACUCCGCCAACGCGGGCUCGUACUCUAUGCGCCAUGGCUUCAGCAACGACUCCUACCAGAAGCAGCAGCAGCAGCACUACGCCGCCGCCGCCCAUUACUUGCCGUCGCACCCGCCAAUCAAGCUCGAAGACUCACCAGAGCUGCCUCCGCUGCACGCCUCCCGGCAACACACCUUCUCGCAGUACGACGACCGCCACCACCACAAGCCCGCCCCGCUCCCCGUCUUCCGAUUCGGCUCCGACUUUGCGUCCAACGUCUCUUCGCCCAACCCCGCCUCGACCUUCAGCUUCAUGUCGCAGCCCUGGUCGGGAUCACCCAACUCGCCGGUGUCCGCCUCGGCAUCCUCGUACGGGCACCAGCAGCAGCAAUACUCCAUGGAUCGCAGCCAUGGUUACGGCCUCCCUCCCCUGAACGGCCACGGUCACGCAAGCACGAUGGCUCUCAACGACGACUACGACGACGCCGAGGGCGACGACCUCGGUGACUUGCCUGGCUCGAGCCUCGGACUCGGCGUCUCGUCGUACUCCCCUGGCAGCGGCCCGGCCUCGAGUGCGAAGAACGAGAAGGCAAUCCGGCGUCGGAGCAGCAAGGCCUGCGACCAGUGCAGGAAGUCCAAGUGCAAGUGCGAGCGGAGUGGUCCGCAUGAACCCUGUCGCAACUGCGUGAUGCUCGGCACCGCCUGCACCUUCCUCGGCCCAUCCCGCAAGCGCGGGCCGCCAAAAGGCUAUAUCGACGCGAUCGAAGCGCGCCUGCACCAGACCGAAGCUCUCAUCGGCAUCCUGCUCGGCAGCAAGGACAGCCGCGCGCGCACCGUCCUCGAGGAUCUUUCAACAGAGGACCCGCUCGCGAAGGAAAUCAUCGACCGGGUGGACAAUUCACCCUAUGGCCACAAAGGCCGAAGUCGUGGCGCCGAAGCCACAGGCAGCAGUCGCUCAAGGCCCGCACCAUCCGAAGGACGGGACGGCGACAGCACCGUACAGUCCACUCACCCGUCGAACGAAUGGCAGGACAAGGUCAUCGCGCGUCUCAACACCGUCGCCUCCACGCGCAACACCCUCCUCGCGGCCGAGGACGCUGCCGAGCUUGCGAGCAGCGGUGAUCUUCGCUAUCCAGAAGACGACACCGUCGCCGACGCGCGAGCGCGCCCACUGUUGGCGCUUAGCCAGCCCGGCUCCGGCGGGAACACUGCCGGCCCUUCUACCGCCACGUCCGAUCAGUCCAGCGCCGAGCAGGCCGUGCGGCGGCAACGCCGGCGCGUAGGCGACGAGCCCGCCCGCUCGCCGUCGACGGCGUCGCUCUCCGGGCGCUCGCGUUCGCCCGGGGGCGUCGCAUCCAGGCCAUACGGCGUGCGGAGCGCGUCUGCGCUCCAGACCCGCGAGUCGAUCAGCUCGCUCGUGGAGGCUGCGCAGGGCCGCUCGCCAGAGGCUCGCGAUGACGAGGACUACGAGGAGGCCGUGGACGGCGAAGAGGCGAGCGGCGAGGACGAGCUUGCGAUCGAGAUCGGCCAGCUGAGUCUGAACGAGGACGAGCAGGUGCGGUUCCACGGCAAGGCGAGCGGUCUGCACUUGCUGGGGAUGGGCAUGAAGGAAGGGCUGGAUGGGAGAAAUGAGGGCGGCAUUUGGCGAUUCCCGAAGGCGCGAGUGUGGCCGCCUUUGCCGCCCAACACGCGUACUCGGUCGAAAGUGCUCGAAGAUUUCUCGCCCCGUCUGCCUGAUGCUGCGACGCAGGAGCUUCUCCUGGAAUUGUACUUUACAUAUGUCCACCCAGCACUUCCCAUCGUCCAUAAGCGGGCCUUCAUGGAGGAUUUUCGCAACGGAAACACCAUGUCCGCCGACUCCCCCUACUCCGACCAAGCGUCGGACGCCGCGUCCCCAAUAUCAGCGUCAUCGCUGUGCAUCCCCCGGCGGAGACGGACGCCGACGCUCCUGCUGCUCGCGAUGUUCUCCAUCGCCGCGCGCUACUCCGCCAGGACGGGCGCGGAGGUGCCCCCGCCGCAAGAGGGCUCGAUGUGGACCGCGGGCGACUCGUACCUCGAGGACGCGAAGGUGAUCCUCGACGCGUCGUACGCGGCGUCGCGGCCCAGCACGUGUCAGGCGCUCCUCCUCAUGGGCUACCGCGAGAUCGCUAUUGGCGCGAUGGCGCAGGCGUGGCUCUAUGUCGGGAUGGCGGUGCGCAUGGCGCAGGACCUCGGCCUGCAUAAGAGUGCGGACCGCUGGACGAGCACUGGCCGGAACCUGUUCACGACCACGCAGCUCCAGGAGCGGCGCCGCAUCUGGUACGGCUGCGUGAUCAUGGACAAGUACGUCAGUGCGUAUAUCGGUCGGCCUGUAGCCAUCUGCGAGCGCGAUUUUGACACGGAACUGCCAAGUACUGCUGAGACUGACGAACUCGAACUUUGGUCGCCUCAUCCAUCGCCUCCUCUCGAUGACGGUGCUGAUGACCCGGCGGUUGCUGAUUUCGCGCCUAGUCCAGGACAUAUUAUCUCAUGUUUCACCGAGUCCGCGAAGCUCUCUGUCAUCCUCAGCGUGAUCAUGCAGGAGAUCUAUGCGAUCAGGCCACGCUGCGACCGUCAGACAGAGUUCUCAAAGUACGAGAAGCUGCUAACGAAGUGGUACCUCGAGCUGCCCGAGCCUCUCCGGUUUGAGCCCGCCUCGGCAAAGCCCUCAACACCACCACCCCACAUCCUGACACUGCACAUGCAAUACUGGUGCACCGUCCUGUUGUUGCGCCGACCAUUUAUUCGCCAUCUGUCGGAUUCAAGAUCGACAUCCACUUCCUCGAAGGAUUGCGAGAUCCGCGCAAGCUCGAGGAAGAAUUACGACCUCUGUGUGCAGGCGGCCAAUCACAUCACGUCCAUUGUAUCCGUGUACGCGGAGAGGUUCAACCCAAAGCGGGCCUCGGCGUUCAUGUGCUACUACGUCUUCACGGCCGCCAUCAUGCAUGUUGCCGCGCUCACGACGUAUCCCUCCGACCCACAGGCGCGCGUAGGCCUCGACAAGUGCAUGGACGUUCUCAAGCGGAUGCAGAUCCUGUGGCCCAGCGCCUUCCGCGCCCUGGAGUUACUCCACGGCGCGAAGCCGAGCUCGCCAGAGCCAGAGAUUUCACGGUCGCGGCUGUCCGACAGACCGAAGCGUGCCGCGGAGCAGUCCCUCGACCACGAAGACACGAACGACGGUGCACGGCUGCUCACCAGCGACCAACUCUACCGGCAACAGCAAAGCUACCACAAUGUUGCGCCCAGCAGCCCCCCAGCAAGCCAGCAGGGCUUCAUCGGCCUCAACCUGCCGCCGGGAGACUCGUCCGCCUACAUGCCACAGUAUGAUCGCUGGGCAGGCGAGACGACGCUGCCGAGCUUUGCCGGUAGCCUGACGACGUCGGUGCUGCCCCAGCAGUACAGCACUGGCCUUGUUGGUGAGCGUCUCCCGCCAAGCAUAACUCGGAGCACGGAGAGGCAGGGCCAGCGCUACCCGCAGUACUGGAGCGAUUACUCUGCGCUGGGGCAGAUGGACACGACUUACGGCGUGCCCGUGAUAGGAGAGAUGGUGCCCCAGCAUGCGAAUGCGCCCCAGCCCGACCAGCCGUCGAUGUAUGUGCCAGACCCACAGUACAUGUUCAGCAACAUCCCGCCGAACAGUCGACAGUAA